CUUUCUCUCUUUCUCUCUCUCUCUCUAUACAUAUAUAUAUUUAUUUUCUGUAUAUAAAACCCAAUCCAAUCAAAUCCAAUCAAGCUUUACAUAUAUAAAAAAAAGAAAUGCCUGUGGAUAGUAGUGAACAGGUCCCCCUUCUUCAAGAAGCAAAAGUCAAAAAGGGCUGUUGCUCUACAGAUCCCAAGAAACAAUGCUGUUCAUCCAAUAGACCCUUGACUAUUUCCACCCAGGGCACACAAAAUGAUCAAGAUGAUCCUAAUAACUAUUGUCACUUGGCAAAUCAACCAUGGAAAUACAAAUGUUUAGCCUUGGCUUGUGUCCUCUUGCUGUCUGUGGGUAGUCACUUUUCUGCACACACAUUGGGGGCCAUGAAAUCCAUCAUUAAAACGGAAUAUGGAAUAUCAAAUUCACAAUAUGGUGCCCUCCAAUCAAGUGUCUCUAUUGUCAACACAAUCUUGCCUCUCAUCGGAGGCAUCUUUUUGGAUGCAUUUGGCACAAACACUGGAUCGAUAUUAACCACGGUUCUGAUUGCCUCUGGAAAUAUCUUGGUGGCUGCCUCUGCCUCAUCCGCAAAUCUUUCAAUGAUGAUCACAGGCAGAAUUCUUUAUGGAAUCGGCAGUGGUACAGUAGUCAUUGUCCAGGAAACCAUAUUGAGUCAGUGGUUCAAUGGUCAAAGUUACGCAAUCGUUGUAGCCAUUAUGCUAUCAGUCAGUAGAGCAAGCUCAUUUCUGGCACAAUUCACUGUCAUUCCUAUUGCUGAAUGGACAGGAUGGUACGGCUAUGGUCUAUGGUUUGCCGCCGGUUUGUGCAUCCUUUCUUUUGUUGUAAACCUAAUGUACCUGGCCCUCCUAAGACAAGUAUCCGAUGUUUCGGCAUCUCAUUGUCGCACCCAAAUUGCCGUCGUCAAGCGCCAAAGGUCAUUCAAGUGGUCAAAGCUGCUUUAUUUGCCACAUUCCUAUUGGCUCGUGUUUGCCAUGGAAUUCCUUUUGGGCGGUGCCUGGGGUUGUUUCCUUCACAUCAACAGUGAGCUUGUCAAGUUUCGAUUUGACUAUGAUCCUAGACGGGCUGCCUCGGUUGGUAGUGUAGCUCAAGUGGCUCCUAUCUUUGUGAUGCCUGUCUUGGGUCUAUUUAUCCGCUGGUUUGGCAAACGUACCUGGCUUAUGAUCGGAAGUGGCCUAACUUUCCUGUUCUCACUUAUUUUGCUCGGAUACACCUACGUAAACCCUGUGGUCGGCAUGUUCCUCUUCAGUCUCAGUCUGGCCUUUGGACCAGUCAGCCUGGUGUCGUCUGUGCCUGUUAUCUUGCCAUUCUCACUCGUGGGCACAGGCAUGGGACUCAUCAAGUCAGGGACCAAUAUCGGUGCGUCCCUGUUUGACAUCACGACCGGGUUCCUCCAGGAUGCUGAUCAACACAAGGGCUACACUGGAGUGAUCAUCUUCUUCAUUGCCAUCGGUAUCCUCUCCACCCUCUGCGGCGUCGUACUGUUCAUUCUCGAUCGCACCCUGUACCACAACAUCCUCGAUCAGUCGGCCAGGACAGUCAAAUCCAAUGAGGACUGCGGGGAAACAGUACCCCAGCCUGUCGUACCAAAGAUGACCACCAAGCUAAAGGCCAAUUGGUUCUAUGGUGGUGUCUAUGUAUUCUUGGCUAUCAUCAGCUGGAUAUUGUUUUUCCGAUUUGUCUUGUUUCCCUAAAGACAAACCAUAUCAUAUCAUAUCAUAUCAUAUCAUAUCAUAUCACACAUGAAAUUACAUGAAAUAAUACUCGUAUACGUGUGUGUGUAUAUUUUGGAUUCUACAUUGACUGACUAUACCUAUUUUUUCUUAUUCUUCUUAUUUUAUUUACUGCUACUUCUUUUAUAUAUAUUUAUAUACAGAUACAUGAUAUCCAAACAAGUAAAGACAAUAAUAUUUGUAUAGUUUUCAUAUGAAAUAAACCAAAAAAGAAAGAAAAGCAGAUAAUGAAAGUAUCAAAU
Messenger RNA from Phycomyces blakesleeanus NRRL 1555(-), 1978 nucleotides. RefSeq lists its product as hypothetical. Bases 108 to 1697 code for a protein of 529 amino acids. Gene Ontology annotation, molecular function: transmembrane transporter activity. The transcript is spliced from 7 exons. NCBI's taxonomy places the organism in Eukaryota, Fungi, Mucoromycota, Mucoromycetes, Mucorales, Phycomycetaceae. Gene Ontology annotation, biological process: transmembrane transport. The record is from RefSeq and is a predicted model, not a curated record.